This is a messenger RNA of Patella vulgata (common limpet), 2337 nucleotides long. Its product is annotated as coiled-coil domain-containing protein 91. The transcript is spliced from 12 exons. Gene Ontology annotation, cellular component: trans-Golgi network. Gene Ontology annotation, biological process: Golgi to lysosome transport. The coding region runs from base 148 to 1683 and encodes 511 amino acids. NCBI's taxonomy places the organism in Eukaryota, Metazoa, Mollusca, Gastropoda, Patellidae. The record is from RefSeq and is a predicted model, not a curated record.
CCAUCAUGCAAUAUUCAUCAUGUCAGCCUCCAUAGUUGUUUUUGUUUAGAAAUGAAUUAGGCUCCUCUGACAAGGAAAGGAGCAAUAAUUUCCAUAAGGACGUAAUAAUCUGUAUUUGAGGAAUUGUUGCAUUUUAGAACAAAUGAUAUGGAAGAUGAUGAUGAUUUUGGAGAUUUUGGUGGUUUUGAGGGUGCUGAUGAAAAUGCUGUGCCAGCUGCUGGUGUAGAAGCAGGAGCAUCACCAUGGGCUGUCUUUCCUCCUGCUGUGCCACAAUCUCAACCAGAUUUGCUUUGUGCACAGAAUACCUUUCCAACAUAUCUCGAUCCAUCUGGUAUAAUUAGUGGUGUCAACAGCAACAAUGUACCCAAUAUUGAUCAGGAUUCUGUUAGUAGAGAUCAGAUAGACAAUCAUAAUGAUGUGAGGCAACAAGCUGAGAAUGUUUUAGAUGGGACACUAGCAGCUGGUGUUCGUGGUUUAGAUCUAGCAGCAGGUACAGAGAGAACAAGUAACCCAGCUGAUAUAUGUUUAAAUACAGAUGAAGCAAGAGAACCUUCUAUUGUAUUACCUGAUUUAGGUGUAGGAGGAGGAUCAUCUCUACUGGCUACAAGUAUUGAUAGGACAGACAAUAAUCUAGAGACAAAUACAAAUAGUUUAGAAGCUGUUGUAAAUGAUAAUGUGAACAAUAUUGAUAGUGUGAAUAAUGAGAGAGAAUCUGCGAGUAACAACGGUGAUAUAUCUAUUUCACUACCACCAAAUGGUAUUACUGGUCAAAAUCUAGAAUCAGAGGAACUUCAGACUCUUAGAAGUUUAAGUAGACGAUUAGAGGAAGAGUUAUCAAGAAGUAGAACAGAGUUAGAACAACAAAGACAAAGAUUUAUUGAUAUUGAGAGGCGGCAUUCAAGUGAAUUGGAAAAUAUACGCAGUGCGGGUCAUGAUACUCUAGCUGUAGUAGUUGAACAGUAUAAGGAAACAACCAAAACAGCCAUUCUAGAACAGCAAGAAACCUCGUCACGAUAUUUACAGGAAAAAUUAAAAGAAUUUACAGAAUAUUUUCAUCAAAUGAUGAAGACUAGAAAUGAAGGAUUUACACAACAACUAGAAUCUCAGAAAGCAUCAGAAGAAACAAGGAUAAAAGAAGCUAUAGCUGAAUAUAGACAGGAUCAACAGAAAAAAUUUGAGGAGGCAUUAGCUGAAGAAAGAGAAAACCAUAGGGAGGAAAUCAGGAAAACAUUAGAGAUUGAAAGACAAGCUAGUAAAGAGAAAUUAGAUUUGGCGUUACAAGAAACUCAAAAUGUUGCUGCAGCCAAGCUAGAAGAUGAGCACAUACAGUUUAAAAAACAAUUAGAAGAACAACAAGCAGAGUGUAGCAAACAAAUACAAACUGCUUUAGAAGAAGAGCAAGAGAAAAUGGAGAAAGAGUUCAAAGAAAGAAUGAGUAGGGAACAAGAAAGUAGUCGAGUUGCCAUGGCAAAUGUUAUGCAGGAAGCUCGUCAAAAUUCGAUUGAAUUUAUCAGGGAACAAAGACAGGUUCAUUCAGGAGUUCGCCAAAGGCACCUUGCCAGCUUAGAUUUAUUUUUGGAAAGUGCUCGCAAUCAAAUCCAACUUUUACAAGAAUCUGAUUCUCCACAUUCCAGUGCUCAUGAAACAAAUGAACUGAACAAUAGUAGUGAUGAACAGUCGUGAUGUAUAGAAAUGUUUUUAAAUCUUUGCAAUGUGUCUUAGUUAUUAAUUGGGUAUGUCAUGGUAAUUAUAACUAUAGAGAGCCACAGAGGCUUAUUUUCAGAAUGAUUUAAAUAAUAUAUAUGGUGAUGGACGUAUGAGAUUCAAUCAGCUUUUAACUCAGUGGUGUGAUAAAGAACUUUUGGGGAUUCUUUAACAUUUCAUAUCUGUGUAGAAUUUAGUGUAUUUUGUUUUAAGGUUUAUAACCGAACAUAAUUGAUUGUACAGACGUUUUUUUUUUUAGCUUUAUUAUUUAAGGAGUAGAGUAAUAUUAACACAUCCAAUAUUAACAUUUUUGAUGCAUUGCUUUUAAACUGUUCUAGUUCCUGAACUAUCUGCAGUACGCCAGCAAUUUGUGACUGAAUACAGCUUCAUUAGACAAUAACUUUGCCUAUCUAUAUAAAGAAAACAAUAUGCAUUUGAAGAUAUUAUUCUCCAGUAUUUUUCUACUCAUUUUGUCCAUGGUACACCUUUUAGUCAACUCUUGUAAAAGUUUGUUAUUCUGCAGCUAUGUUUUGAAAACAAAUAAAUAUACGGCUUCAAUAGAUAAUGAAGUUUUAAAAUAUUUUUAUUUAAAAAAACUUGUUAAACUACAUUAAUAAAAAACAGUAUUUGCUC